GAGAGGGGGUCCACUCGAAGUGAGCUCAGCGGUGGAACAAACAGCUCGAUCAUGGCCGCCGCCUCCGCCUCCAGGGCGCUCUGGGCUUGCCGCGCCGCCUCCUACCUCCGGAUCUCCUCGUUCCCCAGGGCUUUCUCCACCGUCCUUAAAGAUCUAAAGUAUGCGGAUACUCAUGAGUGGGUGAAGGUUGAGGGUGAUUCAGCUACCAUAGGGAUCACAGACCAUGCUCAGGACCAUUUGGGUGAUGUUGUGUAUGUUGAGCUUCCAGAAGUUGGUGCUACUGUAUCACAAGGAAAGAACUUUGGUGCGGUUGAAAGUGUGAAAGCAACCAGUGAUAUCAAUGCACCAGUAUCUGGAGAGAUUCUUCAAGUAAAUGAUGAACUAAGUGAAAAACCAGGAUUUGUCAAUGGAAGUCCAUAUGAAAAGGGAUGGAUCAUCAAGGUUAAGAUCAGUGAUCCAAGUGAACUAAACUCGCUGAUGGAUGAUGAGAAGUACAAGAAGUUUUGUGAGGAAGAAGGCAAACACUGAUAAAUCCUCUAAUGCUGGAUACCAAGAAACAAUGCAGUAGCUCUCGAUCAUGACUCACGAGCCAUCUUGCCUCUCCUAGGAUAUGCUGGCGAAGUGGCGAGAGGGGCCCCGAGACAUGUAAUAAGCUGAAACAUUUGACAUAAAUUUUGUAAUGUUCUCGUCAUUCGCUUUUAACCUACUCCGCUUGAAUCCAGUUCUUGAAUUUCUUAUUUUCUGAAUACAGGCGGGAAUUAUGUUGUUUGUUUGCUUUGAGAGUGACUUGAUUGUACAUAGAUUGCAGCUAAAAGCAACAUGUUGAAUUGAUAGCUG
This is a messenger RNA of Oryza brachyantha (malo sina), 837 nucleotides long. RefSeq names its product glycine cleavage system H protein 2, mitochondrial-like. Gene Ontology annotation, cellular component: cytoplasm; mitochondrion; glycine cleavage complex. The transcript is spliced from 4 exons. The record is from RefSeq and is a predicted model, not a curated record. Gene Ontology annotation, biological process: glycine decarboxylation via glycine cleavage system; protein lipoylation. NCBI's taxonomy places the organism in Eukaryota, Viridiplantae, Streptophyta, Magnoliopsida, Poales, Poaceae. The coding region runs from base 52 to 528 and encodes 158 amino acids.